AUAAGAGAUAAAAUGCUGUCAUUUGAUUGGUCCAGUUUCUUCCCAGGAUACUUGGCGCUGCUAGCCCGAACCGAAAGAGACGUUUCGCUGCCGAAACAAAGUAAGCGAACGAAGCAUGGAAUAGCGGAGCGCAAUUCGAAUAUUUGAAUUUCUCCGCUUUUUGGCAAUUUUCCGAAUGGGAUAAAUUAACAUGGCUCCUCCAGGAGAACUUAAUCUUCUAAAAGAACCCCAACUUAAAGACAAAGACAAAGAAUCUUACAAUGGAUAUAUCACAACGACGGUCGCUUCGCUUGACAGGCCCCAGUUUACGUCUUGGACAUUGUUAAAUGGUAAGGUGAGAGUUGGUCCCGUGGAAUCGGGCAGUGGAUUUAUUUUGCUAUGCCUACUUUGGCUUGUCUUCGCUUCGGUUCCAGAGGGAGUUCUUCAUGGAUUUUGCACGGUGGUACAGCGUAUCUUUACAAUAUUUUUACCGCUUGUUUGCUUGAUUUGUGUGUUCUAUUGGGCUGAACUUCUCAUUCACAAAUACUGCAAGAGCCAGAUCUCGUAUGUUGUGUUCCCCGUUUGUCUGUUAGGAGAACUUUGUACACAAGUUAUCCUCGGUGGAUCGGAUUUCCUACGAACUACGUUUCUCUUUACCCUUGUGAUGGCGGGGCUUGUAACAGUUGUAUUUUCAAAACUAAAAAUUCUUCCCACAAGUAUAGCGCUGUUGUUACUUACAACAGCUCGGAUGUCAUGCUGGAUUACACUUCGUGAUAUUCCGUCGUUUUUGCGGCCAUUUCUAGCCUAUUUUUCAGCAUUUAGUGGGCUGAUAUUAUCAAGAAAUAUUCAAGCAUGGUUUUCUCCGAGUCCGGGUGAGGUUAUUCAAAGCAAAGCUCCUAUAAUUCGAAGACGAACUUCAAGCGUGUCUUCAACUAGCAGUUUAAAUAGUAGAAGAAGAACUUCGCUUCCAGCGCUGGGAAUCCAAACCAAGGGUACUAUAGAUUGCACAACGUUGGGAGAAGCUCAUGGCAUGAUCUCAGAUCUGCUAGCUGAUUCAAAUUUACCUCCCAAUGUGGCAAGCACUCUUAAAAUCAUCAGCACAAUGAUUGCGCCGCCGACUGCUUUUCAUGCAGUACAGCGGCCAUUUGUUUCACCAAUGACCCCUCUCAUAGAGAAAUUCCGCGAUGAGAGCCAGGAAGAUAAAGUUAGGGAUCAACCAGAUCUGAAGGAUGAUAUGCCUUUACCAAUGGUUGGGCGAAUUCGGCGUACGCUAAAUUCCCAGGGGCGACGCAUGUCAAGCACGUGGACUACUACGACGUCGGCGACCGGAAUGCCUACCCUUGAUGCUGACGUGACGGUGUCACGUCCGCCUGUCGUGACUUUCUCCGAACAUAAUAAUACAAGUAGUGCCACUCUUGCAAAUAAGAGCCCGCAGAAGUCUUCCUUAGCAGAAGGAGCUCUAACGGGCACUAAAAAUGGCCCUCAAGAGACUUAUCCGAAGCACAGACCCGCUUGCUUCAGUCACAGCUUCCCCGCUCAAGCAUCACCGGGUCUGUCGCGAAAACUGUCACCGGACUUGGCCCCGUCUGGCUCUCCACUCCUUCCCAGACGGUCGCCUGACCGCGGGACUACGUCGCCCGUAUCUUCGUCGCCAAAUUUGCUCAGAAAAUCCCCCGAUAGGAUGUUUGCUACCUCAAACGUAUUUAGAAGACUUAGUAGGGAAGAAACACAGCUUGUUAAAGAUGCUUUAGAUCAGGCUGAAAAUCAGGAAGAGAAGAAAAGCGAUGAAAGCGAGGUGAAAUCUAAGCAAUGUAAAUGUGACUGUCAUACAAACCCCUCGUCAACAGAAGAGGAAAAAGACACUAAUCAAACACGCAACGACUCGGUAAAGGAGCCUGAUUUUGCCAAAGAGAAUCGGGUGUUGCCGAAGUCAAGAGAACUUGAUAAGCUUUUAGAUCAAAUCAGCGAUUGGAACUUUCCGAUAUUUGAUGCUUGUGAGCACGGAAAUAUAUUGACGCAGGUGACUUACAAAGUGUUUCGGAAAGUUGGCCUUUUCGAGGCAUUUAAAAUUCCCGAGACAAAAUUCCUCAAUUUUUUCUUUGAACUGGAAAGUGGCUACCACGACAUUCCAUAUCAUAACUGUAUGCAUGCAUCGGACGUUCUUCACGGUGUAUUCUUCAUGACCACUAAAAAGAUUCCUGGUUUCUGUCCGUUGAACCCAAAACUAAGUAACGAUAGCGAAUCAGACUCCGACAGUGGGCUGAAUGGAGAGGGGCGGCAGAAAACCAACACCAGUGACUAUGGGGUAUUGAUGGAUUCCAUCCCACUACUAGAACUGCUGGCUUUGUACACAGCAGCUACAAUGCACGACUACGACCACCCGGGCAGAACCAACGCUUUCCUUGUUGCUACUCUCUCACCACAAGCUUUGCUGUAUAACGACAGAUCAGUACUGGAAAACCAUCACGCUGCGGCCGCCUUCGCCCUUCUCAUGUCAGACCCAAAGUACAAUUUCCUGUGUGAGCUGGAAACAGUGGAGUUUAAACGCUUUAGAUUUCUUGCAAUUGAGGCUAUCUUGGCCACAGAUCUGAAGAGACACUUUGAUUUGCUGUCCGAGUUUAAUGCCAAGAUUUCUGACGGUGGCGGAAUCGAUUGGUCACAAGAAGCUGAUCGCCUCUUGACACUGCAGAUUUGCAUCAAGAUGGCGGACAUUUCAGGACCGAGUAAACGAAGAGACUUACACACUCGCUGGACCGAGCGUAUUGUUGAAGAGUUCUAUGAACAGGGAGAUGACGAGCUAACACGUGGUAUGCCAAUCUCUCCUUAUAUGGACCGUGAUCAGCCACACGUAGCCCAGUUGCAGGAGUCAUUCAUCAAUCACCUAGUGGCCCCUUUGUACAAUGCUUACGCCAAUGCCGGACUCCUUCCAGGGGAAUGGGUCGACGUCGAGGCAAGUAGCUCGGACCUGGAGAGCGACGACGAAGACUCCGGCGAAGAAGGAGCGAGAAAUCCCGAAGACGAACGAAGAAAACCGAAAAAGUCACGUCGCCGAAAGCGACGAAAGAUUACGAGCGACCUGACCAAAAACAUUGAAAAUAAUUACAAAAUGUGGUUGGAGGUGAUAAAACAAGAGGAGAGAGAUAAACGAAAAACGACCAAGGUGGAUCUCGAAGAAAACCAAAAUCAAGAUGUGGAGGGCUCUGACGAGGAGUUGAUGAUGAUAGAGACUUCACUGAAGGACGAAAUUAUUGAAGAGGAAGAAAAUGGCUCCGAGUCAGGAAGCGCUGCUGAUUCACGCAAGGAAAGUACUGCGUAGGCGCGCACCACUGUAUAAUAUACUGUGUAUGUUUAAAUGUAAAUUACGAAGCCUCAGCUCCGUUGUAGAAAUGAAAAAAUAUAUAUGUCGUUAAAAGAGGUUUGGCGAACUCAAGGCGUGAUAUAAACUUGAGCAGUUCUGACACAAAAAUGACAUUAAAGUUUAUUUUCCCUUUCGUUUUUUUUUUUUUUUUUUCGUGAGGAAACUUCUUGUGGAUGGUGAAGAGAUCAGGUUGUCUCUCGUCCAUCCAUAACUACCUGCUAGAGUCUGCUUAAAACUCACCAGAGGUCAGGCUACCAGAAUUAAAUUCAGUCAUUAACUUGAUCAAGUUUCCCGCGCGAAAAAAAACAGUAAAUUUCCCGCUAUCAGGGUUCAAAAGAAAAUAGGAACUUGACUCUGAAAAAGAAGUGAUAGUAGUAAUUCGAGUUUCACACGAAAAAUCAGGUAUGAAUUCUUCGAUACUUUCAGGUAAAUUUUAAAUAGAUUUUCUCUAAAUCUUGUUGUGGCAAUUGCCUAUGGUUGUCGUAUUAGAGGCUUAAGCCAAUUGCCCUCUUCGCAGAUUCGAAGGAGGGCGCGGGAGGGUACAAAAUAUUGGGGUGAAAAAAAUUAGCUUUCCACUAUUUGUUGUGUGUUGCUACUUUUUUUUAGUAAACUACGACAAUCAGGAUUGUUUUGCUCAACUUCCCGUGAGGCCACAAGUUUGUUUCAAGUUCAUCACGUAGUACGUUUCUCUGUACCACGUGACGAUUUGACAAGAGUGCCACGUGAUACUUGUUGAAGUGAUCUUGCGGUCACGGGAACGUUGCUUUAGAAUAUGAAGAAAAAUGCACGUUGUCGCUAGAUGCCACAAAGAGUAGGAGUGUAGACAAUUAGAUUUGUAGCUGAGUUUUUCUUCCCUUUUUAGAGCCCAAUACGUUGGUUGUUUUUUAACUGGUUUCUGAAAAUUUCGCGGUUCCUUGUUUACCGCCCUCUAAAAAUGAUAAGUAGAUCAUAAGCCGUGGUGCAAUACACGUGUUACUUUCACCUGGUAUAAUCAAGCCUUACUUGGCUUCUGGUGGAAAAGAGUUUAAGUAAGCUUCAAAAGUAUGAAUUGAAUUUUUAUUUGGUCAUCAAGGAAAAUGUGGUAGAGGUAUUUUAAUCAGAUGUUUUAAUUUAGGAAUUAUUGUGUUCCAUAUUUUUUAUUGACCGCCCUCUGAGUUUGUCUAGCAGAUCUUUGGGUUUUUUUUUUUUUGAGAAGGCUCGUUACAUGCGGGUGAUAAUUAUACCAGACGUAUAUAUUAUAAGACUGACGCGAAUAUCGACUUAAAGAUUAAUUGCAAAAGAUAUUUCGCAACGAUUAAAGCAAAACUCUGAACGUACUGCAACAAAAUUGACCAACCUUAUGAGUUGAAUUUUGUUUUUCAACGGGGUCAACGCUGCUCAUAUUUCGCGUAGAAACAAAUCCUUCCUUCACGCAAUUGUCUGCUUCCGAGUCACGCCAAACAAGUGGAACUGGUUGCACGUGUAUUAUAUGUACAGAGAAUGCACUUGUAUGUAAGAGAAAAUGAGAUAAACAAUUAUGAUGUACAAAUAAAAUGCAUAGCUUGUAUUAAGGGGGACCCCUCGGUCGUGGCCAAGAUACUUAGUAACAGAGUAGAGAAUAGAAUAAAGUAUAGCAUAGACAACGAAUAAUUCAAGAAUCGCUGUAGUAUUUAAGCCCUGGAUGAUAUUAAAUGUAGUCGAAUGACAAUCUGUGUUAAAUGU
Messenger RNA from Orbicella faveolata, 5038 nucleotides. RefSeq names its product cGMP-inhibited 3',5'-cyclic phosphodiesterase 3A-like. The record is from RefSeq and is a predicted model, not a curated record. Gene Ontology annotation, biological process: signal transduction. Gene Ontology annotation, molecular function: 3',5'-cyclic-nucleotide phosphodiesterase activity. Lineage: Eukaryota; Metazoa; Cnidaria; Anthozoa; Scleractinia; Merulinidae.